CUUGUCGUGGCAGGGAGUUUUCUGUUUCUACUUGUAAUUCUGCUGCCUUUGCUGUCGCUCCUGCCGUCAGUAUUGCGUCUAGCUAAAGACGUUUGGUCUUCAGACCAACUCCCGUCAACGAGGCUAAUGAUCGUCUAUCUGCGAAACUGUAUCUGCGUGGUGAAGAGAGAUCGACUUUGCCGCUGCAAAGGUAGGGCCAAGCACAUCUGGCCGUCACAGAAUGGCAGUAAUGAUAAAGAAAACAUUUCGUGGUCUAAACUGGGUAUUAUGAUAUUCAAGUGUGCGACUGUGUAUGCAACUCUCCUGGCAUCUUGGAUUGAAGCAGAAUCAAGAGCUUUUGAAGUGUUUUUCAGGAUUGGUUGGUAUUAUGGACUGAUUAUGUUUGCUAUGUGGCUCAUUCUGUCAUUCGCUGUUGAAAUAAAAGCUAAAGCUACCAAAGUUGUCAAAUUUCCAUCUAUGAAUUUCAUGGGUGUUUUGUUUGAUAAGCCUAAUCCUGACAAGCACGUCAAUCUGACUACUUCUCAGAUAGCUAGAAGAAAUUUUCGAUCAAUCAGCAGAGUCUGUCUCUAUGUAUUUAUGGCUGUUCAUUGGAUAGUAUCACUCAUUGUGGGAAGCUUUACUGCAUCAGAACUUGGUUUAUCUAUUGGCACUUCAACAGUAUCCUUGUUGAUAAUGACAGCUGGACUUGUUUACAGUUAUUACAUGGUAUUUUCGUCUAACAAACCCCCAUCACAUUGCAAGGAUCAAAACUUGGAUGAUGCCUCGAGAACAAAACUGACAAUGUUAGGAUUGAACUAUCCAACUGCUACAGAUGUUGCUCACAACUGUGUUGCUUUUCUAGUGUUUGUACUGGUUUUGGCUCUUACUCUUACCGCUACGACUCAAUUUACUGAUGAUUUGAAGAAUGGUAAUUCAUGCAGAACAAAGAGAUCGACGCUAACCACAUUUGCCAGCAACAAUUUUGAUGAUACUCGAUAUGACAUCUGCUCUCAUCGCUGGUUUAAUCUUAGUAUUGUUGAUCUGGCUAUACUAGCUGAUAUUCCAUACUUUGAACUGAACAAGGAUGGAGAAAUACAAGAAUGCAACGACAGGAAUAUAAAUUAUGGAUCUUUGAAUCGACUCUUUCCUGAGUGGAAAUGGCAAAUACGAGGUCGACAAGGUGAAACUGACCAAGUUGGAUUCUAUGAACUGUAUAGCCAAGAGAACAAUGUGACUGUUUUGACUGUGAGAGGUACUAGGUUCUCUGCUACUCAAGAUCUUCUCCAAGAUGUUGACCUUUAUACUGAAGUUGUUUGCUUGCAGUUUUUCUCUUUGUUUGUUCCUCUAACCACUCUUCUUCCUGUUGAUACAAUAGCUGACAUUGUUUACUACUCAUCAUUCCUAGAAAGAACCAUUUAUCAUACAGGCCGUCACUACCAUACUGCUAUGAAUAAUUACGUUCAACAGCAUUCUCCACAAUGGGGUGGAAGGGCUGUAAUAACAGGUCACUCUCUUGGAGGCUCAGUUGGAAAGAUCAGUGGUUCACAAUAUGGAAUACGAACGUUUGCAUUCAAUAGUCCAGGCCUUCUAUUUUCUCGUAGAAAAUUUGGUUUGAGCAAAGAUGAUAUCAACAAAGCUGUGGUGAAUAUUGCUGCCAAACUUGAUGUUGUUUCUGAAGUGGACAGACUGGGUGGUUCAUCAAAUCGAAUCGGUUGCAGUUCUAAUAGCGUUGUCACGUGUCAUCGCUUGACAAACAUGAUAUGUGACCUUGUUCACUAUUGUCAAGAUAGCAGCAUUGCUGCACAAAUAGCAUGUGUUUAGAAGCUGACAUUCUUCAAGCAGUUAAUAAUAAUUAAGUUAGCUGGUCAUAUUGGCAAUAUAAUCAGUGAUAUUGCAUGUUUUGUGUUUUAGUGUGACAUGUAAAUAAUUGUUAUGGCUUCAACAAUUUACACUACAUUG
This is a messenger RNA of Corticium candelabrum, 1938 nucleotides long. RefSeq lists its product as uncharacterized. The transcript has a single exon. The coding region runs from base 127 to 1800 and encodes 557 amino acids. The record is from RefSeq and is a predicted model, not a curated record. Lineage: Eukaryota; Metazoa; Porifera; Homoscleromorpha; Homosclerophorida; Plakinidae.